AUGGACGCUCCAGGCGGCGACAUCGAAGCAGUAGUGGGGUCGUUCCUCAACCUCCCGUCCGUUCCUGCCCUUACGCAGCCCACCGAAACCAAAGCCGCGUCGGCCGAGGAAAACACCUCCGCUGGCGACGCAAACAACGACGAAUGCGAAAGCAGCGACGAUGGCGACAACGACAGCGAAGACGGCGACGACGAUGCUGGCAACCAGAUGGAUUUGAUGCUCGCGAUGAUGCGACUGCUGCAGAAGCAAAUGCCUAAAAAGAAAAAGGCGGGGGUUAGCAAGAGCAAGAGCAAGAGCAAGCCGAGUGAAUCCGCUGCGCCGCUGCUGAACGGAAAGGGGACGGCCAUGGAUCAGGAGCAGCUGCUCACUGUUCUCUCUAAGGCGCUCUCCACCAUGGAUUCUCCCGACGACGAGCCCGCCACGUCGACACCCAAGCAGAAGCGCGCCAAGCUGAGCGCCGCUAGCGCAAAGCCCCCCCUUGCGCGCCAAAUGCCGCAGCUGGCGCGACCUAGUGCGGAUGUCGCCGCGCCCGCGCAGCAGAAGGGAGGGUGCGGCGCGGAGGGCGGCGAGGACACGAUUCUGCAUUGCUUUAUGGAUCAACUGCCUCAGAUCGACGGUCACCUCGACGCGAUGAUCGCGGCGGCAGAUGCGCCGGUCGACCCGCAGGAUGCGCAGCCGUCCCCGACGGAGCACGUCAGCAGCAGCGCAGGCGGGAGCGCCAGAGGCUGCUCCGCGCAACAGAACAACGCGCGCGACGACGGCGCGGGAUCAGGCUCUCGGCUUCCCCCGCCCAACACGCCGCAUUUCUCCGCACACGAGCGGCAAACGGCGCCCGUGGCGCGCCCGAACGUGAUGGACAGGUUCGGCGGUGUGGGAGAGGAUUUGUCGGCGGAGCAACCGUUGGGGUUCCCUGUGAGGUUUGGCAACAAUCGCAUGGAUGAUGGUUUCGCAGACGGUGAUGGUAACCACACGGCUGGCAAUGGCAGUCACGGUUACAAUGAUGGCAGUAACGGGUGUGACGAUGGAGGCAUGGGUUACGAUGAUAUGGGGGGGGAUGACAUGGACGACUGGAUGCCACGCAGCCGCGGGCGCAAGGACCGGCAGGUGGCGGGUGGGCGCAUCAAGGCGCGGAGCAUGGCGGAGAGGCAGAGGCGGGAGAGGAUCAGCGAGGGGCUGCAGAAGCUGCGGAUGGCAGUGCGCGGGCAUGGGGACACGGCUACCAUGCUCGACAAUGCUGUCGCGUACGUGCAGGCGCUGCAGAGGAGAGUGACAUCGUUGGAAACGAACAUGCUGUUGCACCAGGCGUCCUGUGGGGGGCUUGCCUUCCCCUGGACCUCCUGCGACGACAAAGCCGCGGUCUCCAAUCCCGAGGCUCCAGUAGCCGCGAAUUCUAAUGAUAAGCCCGCCGGAAAGAGCGGCGGGAAGAGCGGGAAGGCGAAGGCGAGAAAGGCGGCGCAGCGGGCGACGCAGAAGCAGCUGCUCGCGGCAAUUAUGGAGGCCCUCGCCGACUCAGAGGACACCGACGAGCCGUCCGCGCCAGAUUCCCCCACCGCCGCUUCCCCCUCGCCCGCAAAGCGCGCCAAGCAGGCUCCCAGCGACGCCGCAGCGUCCCGCCGGCUGCCGCAAUUGGACAGUCUGAGCAACAGCAGUCCCGCGAGCAGUGGUAACCCGUCGUCCGCGCUGCUUGAUUCGUUCCUCGGUCAGCUGCCCCAGGUCGACAUGCACCUCGACGCGAUUAUCGCCGCACUUGACGGCCCCGCAGCGGAUGCGCAGCCAGCGGCGGGUCAGACGGGGAGCAGCAGCGCAGCUAUGGCGCAGAUGCGGGCCGCAGCGCCAGUUGCCCCUACCGCAGCCGUGGACGGAAGCGAGGCGGAGGUUUCCCGCCAGUUGCGCCGCGCGCUUGGAGCUGCUAUCCUCCGCUGCGAACCGUGCCCCGCGCCCGCUGCUUUUGCCGCUCCCGCGCCUCCCGCGGCUGCGCUGCCAGUCCUUAGCCAUGCCACCCCGGUCGGCAGGACCCUCGCCCAUCACGGUCCGCUGCAGAUGCCCAUUCGCCUGCCCACUGUACCUUCCGCCGCGCCUGCGCCGCUAGCUAUCCCCGCGCCCGAAGCAGCAGCUUGCAUGAACAACGACAACUCCGAUGAUGACAUGGCGGGUUUUGGCGGAAGCCCCGCGUGCGGGGGCGCCAAUGGUGCAGCGGAUGACGUGGACGAUUGGAUGCCGCGCAGCCGCGGGCGCAAGGACAGGCAGGUGGCGGGCGGGCGCAUCAAGGCGCGGAGCAUGGCGGAGAGGCAGAGGCGGGAGAGGAUCAGCGAGGGGCUGCAGAAGCUGCGGAUGGUGGUGCGUGGGCACGGGGACACGGCUACUAUGCUCGAUAAUGCUGUUGCUUACGUGGACGCAUUGCAGCGGAGGGUGAGCGCGUUGGAGACCACUCUGCUGCUGCACAAGGCGUCGUGCAAACACCCUGGACAGACUGAUUGCGCCUUGGCCUCACCUGGAGAAUCUUCUGAGCUGUUAUAA
This is a messenger RNA of Closterium sp. Yama58-4, 2517 nucleotides long. The record is from the annotation of a GenBank genome assembly. NCBI's taxonomy places the organism in Eukaryota, Viridiplantae, Streptophyta, Zygnematophyceae, Desmidiales, Closteriaceae.